This is a messenger RNA of Branchiostoma floridae (Florida lancelet), 3379 nucleotides long. RefSeq names its product troponin I-like. The record is from RefSeq and is a predicted model, not a curated record. The transcript has a single exon. Bases 605 to 1714 code for a protein of 369 amino acids. NCBI's taxonomy places the organism in Eukaryota, Metazoa, Chordata, Leptocardii, Amphioxiformes, Branchiostomatidae.
CUUCUCUCCAACCAUCGCUCCAUCACCAACGAAGCUAGAGCUUAUGCUUCAUCUAAGCCACAGCUGACCCAUUGCCCAUUGCCCUUUGUUGGCCUAUUGUGCAUACCCAUGCAUACAUGUACCUGGGGGCGCCGCGAAAGUACAUACAGUUUCCAAGGAACGGUAAUCAACACUGGUCGUCUUGGGUUACCAAGCACCUGCGCGAACCACUUUGGCAAAGAUGAAAGGGGUGGAACAGUACAAGACGUAUAGAUUAUCAUGUGAUCUGUAGUGUCUAUGAUUAAAAAAGAUUAUACUAUGUUUUUGUUUUACCACUUACAGUCUGUCUAUAGAGAAACCCAGCGAAAUUUUAGGGUAAAAACGAAUGUGACUAAGCAAUGUCUCCGCGUUUAGAUUGAGUCAACCCCUUCCUUAGAAAUUAAAGGUUCCUUCCACUGACAUCUUAGUAGGUUGUUUUAAGGUCAAAGUACACCCGGCUAUUAAAGGCUACCCUGGGAGACUACGCACUUGUUCAGUAUCCAAAACUUUUCACCUUUGUUUUCUCAGGAUCGUCGCCCUCUUCUGAACAUUCCUUUACAUUGCAAGUUGUUAACAGCACGACAGGAUGGAUGAUUCGGGCACCUAUGCGGGUGGAUUCGAGCAGGAGACGGGUGAAAGUGCGUCCACGCCUGCGGUGGAAGACUCUAAAGUGCCCGAGACGGCAAUAGUCAACAAGGCGUCCCCUGACGAUGGCGUGUCGGGCCCGCCUGCAGCGGCCGGAGACGUGCCCGACACGGCAGGUGCCGGGAGUAAAGGGGUGGACGAAGCGGACUCGGCGGCUAUACUGGAUGAGCUGGUUGAAGACGAAAUGGAGCCGGAGGUUAGUCUGAGGGACUCCGGGAUCGGACUGGAUCCACAGCCGUCGCCGAGUUCCACCACAGAAGAGCCCAAGGCUCAAGUUGCCGAGAAGGGUCCAGUUCUCGUCGUCGAGGACGCACCAGUGCAAGCACAACCGGCUCCUCAGCUCGACUCUCAGCCCGCUGAUGCUGAGUCUGUACAGGAUUCGAGCACUGCUAACUGCGACGACACGAAACCUUCAGAAUCAGACACAACACAAGAUCCUACUACGCCCAAGAACGACACGGAUCUGCAGUCAGAGAACGAUAGUUUGAAAGAGAAGCUGAAGGCCAUGAGAGGAGACUACGAGGAGAAAGUCGGAAUCCUGGAACUCCAGUUGGACGAGGAGAAGGAGAGAGUUGAAGAGCAAGCCAGAAGGAUCAAAGAGCUGCAGAAACUGCUGAGGAAGCAGCAAGACGACGACUUGGCGUCCCAAGGAAGCGGCGAUAUCAAGGAGAAGGCGAAGGCAGCUGCUUCCCUACGGUUGGAGAGGGACUUUCUGGUCAGGCAGUACAGCGAGGGGAAGAGCACGGAGGAGUGUCUGAGGCAAACCAUCGCGGACAUGUUAGAGGAGAAAGAAAAGGACGAGCAGAAAAUCAACGACCUGGACGUGAGGUUGAAGAGAGCGACCAAGGACCACGAGGCGAAAGACAAGAGGCUGAGUCAGUUACAGGCGGAACUUGGAGACGUUACAGCGCUGGUGACUCAGUUAGAAGAACACAUGGACAGGGUCAAGGUGGAGGAGGCACGGCGGAAUAUCAAAGCUAACAAGACACAGACUGAGGCAGAGUCUUCUGUAACAAACAACGAACAAUCGACAGUUUGUACCAUCUUGUGAGAGAUGUAUUUAUAACUGUGUUCUCGUGAUAAAGUAAUCUGCCGUUGUCACUAAGAGCACGUAACAAAAAAAAAAUUACUUUUGAAUGAUUUACUAAGGUACAUAUUUAUCCGCAUUGUGCUUUGUAUUUAAUAUUUCCCUGAGCACAUUUCGUUUUUUUGGACAUGACCUGUUGAUGUCAAAGCUGAAUCCGCGUCGUAGAAACUCCUGAACAAAACUGAGCUGAUGUUUGAACUACCGCUAUGUCUAGCUAAUUUCAUAAACGUACCACAAAUUAAUACCUGUUUACAUGUGUACAUUUGAACCAAAGUCUACCAAAGAAUCGUUAUAGCUAUUAAGCCACCUUCCAAAAAUGUCUCAUUAUUGGAAACACACAUAGUUGUUUCAUGAAAAAAAAUUGUAAAUACAGGCAUUCUGAAUUAUAAAAGAGGGCUUCUUUAUUGGAAGUUGAAUGACUGAAAGAAUACAUUGUGUAAACGGUUGUCAAGCCUUUUUUUUCGAUUCUCUGUUAAGAGAUGGAACAAAAGACCGAAACAAAGUAGAACCAGAAAUACCCCCACUUCUCCGAGUUUAAAAGCCGAGUAGCACUUUUUUAAAAGCCGAGUAUCACUUUCCAGGGAUAAUACCUAUUCAUAACGACAGAGGAAGUGGAAAACAACCUUUCGACGAGAGCACCAUUGUGCCGUAUGUAUAGAACUAGUACAGGUACGACAAAGGACUGGCCUUUUCCCGUCAAAUAUCUGUUUGUCCACGCCUGGUUUGAUAUUUACUUCAACAACAGUGUCUCGGCUUAACUUGUCCAACACAGCAACGCCCAGCGGGGCUAGUUCAGGAAUUGUUGAGAGGGUCACUUAGAUUGUCUGUAUUUUAAGCCUAAUUUGGCAGUCGGCUUUUAAGGGUGGCUUUGUUUUAUCAAAAUGUGUUGCUUUUUCUUUGAGGUAUACUUGUUCAAAACGUGUGUGGCCCGUCUCCGUAGUGGAUAAGAAACCGAGCACAAUGUGAACUAAUAGAUGCCAUCAGAAGAAAAAAAAACACCCUUCAGAGUACAGACCCUAAAGCUGCAGCUGAGGCCGAUUCACUGUGUCAACCGAAACGACGUAACUUUUCCCUGUGUCAGUAUUUCUGCCGAUAAAUAAUGGGAAGGAAGCGGUAUGAAGAAGUGUAAAAUACAUAAUGUAAAAACUGGACACUUCAACCCUUAACGUUACAGUGUGAGAUCAGUUUUAUUAGAACACCUGCCCAUGUACAGGAAACCGACGUCUGCACCGUCCCCGGUAGUGGUAUAUGUGUCGUGCCUUGUUACGAAAGGGUGAGGGAUGUCUUGGAUACCUGUCAAUGUUUGGUUCUGUCACAUGCACAGCCUGCUCGAAAAGUCUACACCAAAAUCAUACAGCGGCUGACUCCUUUAUCUCGCCGUUACCGGAGAGUGUUCGUCUUAUCUUCCACCUCCUGGCAAAUAUUUUGGCAAACCUUUCCGUCCAUUUCAUGCUGAUUCAGCUUGUACAGUAUGACUUUGCCAGCAGUUGUGAGUUCAACAUUGUUGUAUUUCUAUCCCAAUAACGGAGUUUUUAAUCGUAGUGCAACAAAUGUGACCAGGCCCCUAACUGAUGAUUUUUAGGAGUGGGUAACGAUAGGACUUCGGUAUUAUGUUCAUGAUGAUGAUGA